This is a messenger RNA of Sceloporus undulatus (fence lizard), 1781 nucleotides long. RefSeq names its product phosphatidylserine decarboxylase proenzyme, mitochondrial-like. NCBI's taxonomy places the organism in Eukaryota, Metazoa, Chordata, Lepidosauria, Squamata, Phrynosomatidae. The transcript has 2 exons. Bases 651 to 1091 code for a protein of 146 amino acids. The record is from RefSeq and is a predicted model, not a curated record.
UAGAGAUGGAUGGAUGAAUGAUGGAUAGAUAGAUAGAUAGCUCUGGAGGACAGAGAGAGGACCCUUCCAGUCUCUCAGCCUGAGAGGAGGGCCAUUGCGGCCCAUUGCUCUUGUGGCCCAGGGUUCGAAUCCUGUCUGGACCUUGGCUCUCUCUCUCUCUCUCCCUAUUAUAACCCAGACAAAGGCCUUCUCUGAAGCCUAGGUCUUGGGAUCACGGACAAAGGUCACCCGAAAGCGCGGACGCCCCCAACACCGUUGCCGGACGCCGUGCCUUUCAUGCUGCAGUGCAGAGCAUAAGAGCGGACGACAACGGCGGUGAUGGUGGCGAUGCCGCCGCGCACAUAAUAGACACAAUCAGCAUAUUUUUUUGCAGGGCCUCCGUGCGGCGGCGAGCGCUUUGUCUGCUACAGACGGCGGUGGCGGCAGCGGCCAUAACACAAUGCCUGUUUGUUUGCCAUAGCAUCGGCGCUAAGGAAGGCGGCGAGGAACAGAGCAGGCCUCGGAAACGAAUGCUGCCGCAGCUGUGGCCUCCUGCGUUUCCUCCUCCUCCUCCUGCGCAAAGACGGUGCCUUUGAGUGUCUCGGACCCGCGACGCCGCACGCUAUGUGCCAAUCUGGCGCGUUGCGAGGACCGGAUCCGCACGCGGCGAAAUGGUGAGAAAUGCUUCCGUACCUCCUUCUUCUUCUUUUCCUCCGUCGACGACGGCCUCUUCUUCUUCUUCCUUCCUCCCUUCUUCGCGCGGUGACCUGCACAAGGUUAGGAUCUGGCCGCCGCGGAGGUUGCGGCCGGCGAACGGCGGUGGCAGCGGUGGCGGUGGGGACCCGCACUCCUCGCACCCACAGCUGGAGGAUCUGGCUGCCCAGGGUCCCCGUAAUAGGAGAGCCAGGUUCAGGUUGCAAUUCCCGCAGCUGGCGUUGAGGCGGAGACUGGGGCAGCUGAGCUGCAUGUCCAAACCCACUUUGAAGCUGCGCUCCUGGCCGCUGGCCGUCCUCUAUUACCUCCUGCCCUUCGGCGCACUUAAGCCACUUACCAGGGUCAGAUGGAAGCCUAUGAGCAGGGUGAGUACAUGUGACCGUGCUGCGGCGGCGUGACACGGUCUUGCCGUUGAGACCUGGGUUCGAAUUUCACCCUUUUUAUAUUGCUCAGCCUUGUCUCUCAGCCUCAACGGAAACCCAAAGUUGACCGCAGCUGCAACAACAUGGCCGCCGGCGGCAAACUUUGCACACCCCAGCAAAAAUACGUCGGUGUUAAACGCAACUUCGCCAUCCAGUUUGACUAAAUUUGCGCCGUUUGGGAGAUAAUAUUGUGCGUUUUAUUAUUGUUUUAUUGGACCUGAUCCAGGAGUGUGACGCUGCAUCGGCAAAGGCGAAUGCGAUCCCCGUCGCCGUAAACGCGAUUUAACGCCAGUUUUGUAGGAGAGUUUUGAUCUCGCCGCCCUUCGACACAGAAAGGAUUGACGCCACCCUGCGCCGCCGUUAUUGCGCCUUCUAAUUGAUUUUAUAAUUGACGAUUUCUUAAUUGAUUUUAUAAUUAUAGAUAAGGAUAUAAUUAGGAAAUGCAGCUCAGGCCUUGAAAAGCCAGAGUCUCUCUUUAUAAUACUAAUAUUAACCCCGAUUUUAUUUGAAUUGCUUUGCAGUUGACCUAUUAAUUAGAUCAUAAUUAUUAAUUAGUUGUUAAUUAUCCACAGAGCUGCUCAGGUCUUGCAAAACCAUACUUAUGUGUAUAAAUAUUAAUUAUUUUAUAUCUAUACUUAUGAAUUAAUUUGAUUGUAAAUGAAUUCA